GAGACCGAGGAGGAGCUGGGCAGGAGGUCCGCGAGGCGCGAUGGCCAAGCCGUGGGCAGUGCUUUUACUUUUGCAGUGUUUGGCCGACCGGUUGCAGCUCAUCGGAGCCUUGAACCCCAGAUCGAGCCACGGUCCAUUUUAUGAAAUAGUUCAGCAUUUCCCUCAAGUGGAGCAGAAUGUGCGUGUGGAUUCCUACAGAUAUAGCCACAGGUGGAAACGACAUUCAGAGUUCCUCAAGUCAGUUGACACCAACAGAGCCAGCGGGGGUCAGGAAUCCUCUGAGCCUGGAGGCUUCACAGAUUUGAUGUUUGAUGACACACAUGACAACACAACGCAGAUCGAGGAAGAUGUGGAUCACAAUUACUAUACUUCGCGGACUUUUGGCCCAUCUGAUUCUAUUAGUCGUGAUCUAUGGGUGAACAUAGACAAAAUGGAGAAAGAUAAAGUGAAGAUUCAUGGGAUCCUCUCCAACACACAUCGACAAGCCGCAAGAGUGAAUCUAUCCUUCGAUUUCCCAUUUUAUGGCCAUUUCCUGCGUGAAAUUACUGUGGCAACGGGGGGCUUUAUCUAUACAGGAGAUGUUGUGCAUCGAAUGUUAACGGCUACACAAUACAUUGCUCCCUUGAUGGCCAACUUUGAUCCAAGUGUGUCACGAAAUUCUACUGUAAGAUACUUUGAUAAUGGUACUGCCCUGGUCGUACAGUGGGACCACGUUCAUCUGCAAGAUAAUUACAAUCUGGGCAGUUUCACAUUUCAGGCAACUCUUCUCAAUGAUGGCCGUAUCGUUUUUGGCUACAAAGAGAUUCCUGUCUCAGUGACGCAGAUUAGUUCAACCAAUCACCCUGUAAAAGUAGGGCUAUCAGAUGCAUUUGUGGUCGUCCAUAGGAUCCAGCAAAUUCCCAAUGUCCGUAGAAGAACAAUAUAUGAGUAUCACAGAGUGGAGCUUCAGAUGUCAAAGGUUACAAAUCUGUCAGCUGUUGAGAUGAUUCCUCUACCUACUUGCCUCCAGUUUAACAGCUGUGGGCCUUGUGUCACAGCCCAAAUUGGUUUCAACUGCAGCUGGUGCAAUAAACUCCAAAGAUGUUCCAGUGGAUUUGAUCGUCACAGACAAGACUGGGUAGAUAAUGGCUGUCCUGAAGAGUCUAAAGACAACAUUUGUGAAAAAAAUAUAGACACAACUCAAAUGCCCCCUCAUACCAGUAUUGCCAUACAGCAAACAACAACAAGAUUCAGAGUUUUAACCACUACCAGAGGAGCCAUGACAUCCCAUUUGCCUACUAGUCUGCCUACAGAAGAUGAUACCAAGAUAGCUUUACAUCUAAAAGAUAAUGGAGCCUCAACAGAUGACAGUGCAGAAGAGAAAAAAGGUGGAACUCUUCACACUGGCUUGAUUGUUGGCAUAUUCAUACUAGUCCUAGUUGUAGCAGCAGCAAUACUUGUGACAGUUUACAUGUACCACCACCCAACAUCAGCAGCCAGCCUCUUCUUCAUUGAGCGUCGCCCAAGCAGAUGGCCUGCCAUGAAAUUUCGGAGAGGAUCUGGGCACCCUGCAUAUGCUGAAGUGGAACCGGUUGGUGAGAAAGAAGGCUUCAUCGUAUCUGAGCAAUGCUAGUGUUUUUCAGGCAGUUCACAAGCAACUGGCCUACAGAAGACUAAGACAUUUACUAUGCCUCUCAUUCAAGAAAAGGAAACCAAAAACUCCCAAGCCAAGUGAGAGAAGCAGAAUCGAUUUCUGGAUAAACUUCCUCCAAGGGGAAUAAAAGAACUAUAUGGAGUCCUGGUGACCCUUUCAGUGAGAGGUGUUUUUUUCUUCUUCUUUCAGAGCAGAUUGGUAUACAAUAUUUCAGUCAUGUACCUCUGAAUACAGUAUGAGAAUGAUGGAAACAUUUGCCAUGUUCUUGGUUUAAGUAUAAGAGAUGUAGAGUAAUCCAGGAAACGAAUGGAAAGCUUUAGUUCAGAACAGUGCUUCCUUAUUUGAUCCAGCACAGCAGUGAUGUGAGAUUUUUUUUUAUAAAAAAAGGAACUGUUACAAAUGAGUGCCCUUUCAUGCCUGGAAGCACUGUUCCUUGUUGACGAUGCUGCUGGUGAUAUCAGACCGACACAGAUAACAUAGCUUAGCAAUUUUCUAUAUUUCCCACAAAUAAUACCAUUUCCACCCCAUUCCAUAGACACAACAUAUAUUUGGAAAUAGCAAAAAAGUUCUUGUAUUCUUUAGGCUUAUAUCCUUUGAACAGUGGGUUUGUUUUUCUAAUCACAACUAUAGGUUUAUAGUUGACAAAGUAUUGGAGCGUUUUGUCUUGAAAGCAAGAAGGUUUUUCACUAUGGUGAAACUGGGCUGUCAAAUUGGAAUAUAUAUAGUGAAAUUGGACUAAUAUUCAGUUUCAAUGUUCACAAAAGACAGACCAAAACUUCAGUGCUAUGCAUUAUUUACUUGGGAGUAUGCCCCGCUGAGCUCAGUAGGAUUUGCUUCUAAAGGAUUGUGCAUAGGAAUUUGGCUGUUAGUUUCAGAGAGAUUGCUUAUGGCCCUGUUGAAACAGAAAUGGUAAAUAGGCCUGGCUGGUGCUGUGUGCGAGAGAAAACUAGCCAUUGGAAUGGAGGAAACAAGAUGGGAAGUGUUACCAUUCUUAACCCAUGCCAGUCUUGAGAACAACCUUCCAGUCCAAGUGUUGCAAUCCUUCAGAUUCAUGUAGAAAUAUUGUUUAAUGCACAUAGUAAUUGCAUAAAUAAAUAAAUAAAUAAAUAAAUAAAUAUAAAUAAAUAUAUAUAUUAAAAUAUAUUUUUGUUAUAGCUAACACAAGGCAGGCUCUUGUGAAUGUUAAGAAUGCUUUUUUUGGCCAUCGAGACAAUGGAAAUAGAUUGCAUUGCUGCCUAUUUCCACUGAGUUGUAAAAUAAUCCUUAAUAUUAAAGUAAAAUUUUAUGCUGUCUAGGGAAAGUGGUUCAUUUCAAUGCAAGGCCAUCAUUUUGCCUGCCUCUUGGAUCCACUGUUUCUUUUAACAACAGAACCCUUUCCUUUCCUGUCUAGGGAAAGAGAGCUAUUUUUUAGAAACUUCCAGUAAAAUACUCCUUUGGGUGGAAAGGGGGAAAUGUACACUGAGCUCCUAAAACAUCUGCUCAAAUUUUGUAUGGACAUUAUAUGGUGAACUUUGCCAUUCAUCACUUUUCACGUACCACAUGAACAAAAGCACUUGAAUUGUGGAAAGGUUCAAUAAACCAUCUUCAGGUUUCCGGUUUCUUCGGAUAUCUGUUCAGGUACCACCUUUAUGACACAUGUCUUUACAUUUUCAUGUCAAUACUUGUAUGGUAUCGGUUUUUUAAACAACAGCAACAUAAUUUUUACUUGUUAUUUCCUUCAGUAAAUAAUACAAUACCGUU
Anolis carolinensis (green anole) is the source of this 3373-nucleotide messenger RNA. RefSeq names its product plexin domain containing 2 (gene plxdc2). The record is from RefSeq and is a predicted model, not a curated record. Lineage: Eukaryota; Metazoa; Chordata; Lepidosauria; Squamata; Anolidae. The coding region runs from base 41 to 1612 and encodes 523 amino acids. The transcript has 14 exons.